CAACAUGAGAAUUUUGCUACGCAAAAGCUUAGACACCAUUUCAGAAGAAGAGGAGGAGAAUGUUGAGUGCAGAGAGUUUACCUUGAUAGUACCAUCACAAAAUAGCGGAAAAAGUGUGAGAGAGACAAAUGGGCUAGCAAACAAAAACAGAAACAACACUGCUGAAGACUGUGCUUUGUCCAGUGAAACCAGUCAACAUGAUACACAAACACUGCAACACAAAUCUCCUCUGCAAAGAGACACAUGUUUCCAAAAAGAACCCAUACAAGAGGCUAAAGAAACAAAACAUUUGAAACCUCUUUCUAUUGAGUCUUCAAUGCUGCAUGAUCUGCAUGAUCCAGCGUGCAAUGAAAUUGAAGAUAACGAAGAAGUUACAAGUUUUCGAAAGCUGAUUCAGAAAACUUGCGAUAAACUGUUUAAAAAAGGGAAUAAGAGACAAAUUCUGAUGAACAAGUACACAUUUUCUGAAAUCAGUAAAUACAAUUUGUCUCAAAAUGCGAAUACUACACCAGAGCCAGAUCGAGACAACGUAAAAAGUGAAUCGAAUGAAGCGGAACAGAAGGGAAAGGAAGAGAAUUUAGAGAAUCAGAUUUCAGUAGAUGAUGAAGCUGCGCCACCGCCAUUUGUUUUCACUCCUCAGUCAUCGUUUGAAGAAAAAUUUGGACACCUUUCAAUCUUUGCUCCACAGACCAGCACCCGAAGAGAAAAUGAAACCGACGCAGAAGCAGUCUCUAGGGCUAUUGUUGGUUCCAUGUUAGAGCAAUGUAUUGAAAGUGUCCAAAAACCCACAAUAAACAGUCGUCUGUCAAGUAGAAACGCUUAUCCUGUAGUGCCCAGUAUGAGCGCGGGAACCUCUGUAUCAAGGAUUAAAGGAUGCUCCAAUCAGGAAAUAGCACAUCUAGAGAGCGAGAUGGAGAAGAAAAUCUCAACUGAGAAGAGUAUUUUGGAAAGAGAGAACGAUUGCCAGUUCGGCCAUGGUGACGGCGAAGCUCUGCUGCAGACGGCAGACGACAUUGAAAUUCUCCGCCGGCAGAGAAUGGAGAGGUUACAAGAGCUGAGGAACCUUCUAGAUCAAAAGAGAGCAGAACGGAAGGCUUUCGAGAAUAAAAUGAGGAUUAAAUACGGAAUAGAGAGCGAAAAAGACUCAAAGAAGGAAAUGGCGAAAAUGGAGCAGAUCAAGGAGGAACAAGAGACGGAGGAGGACCAGGAGGGCGUGGCUAUUGUAAAGGCCCCCACCCACAUCGAUGUCCACACAGCUCCGGCCAGGAAGAGUAUAAAGAGUAUCUACCGGGAGGUGGAGUGUGUUCAGGACUCGUCCAGCACCGACAACUCCGACUUCGCAGGCACAGAUAACGAGGGAUGUGAUGGUGGCAGUGUUGUCGUUCUUUCUGAUCUCGAUCUGAGAACGUACACAGAGACCACGGAGGAAACAAACUUUGAAAACAGCUCACUCAGUACUGCCAUGGACCACUCGUCACCCACAGGUGAAACAAAGAAAGACCACUACAAAAAUCAGGUCUUUGAUAAAAUAACAAUAGCACAGGGUUCCAAAAAUGUAAAACCAAAUAUAACAAAGAAUCCUUAUGCUAAGUACGAACGCACAGGGAAGAUGGAACAGGCCCAACGUCCUUCUUCCUCACAGACACUUCCGGCGGAAGUAGAUGUUUCAGACGCCAAGUUCUGGAAGAAUCUGGACGAUGGGAAAUUUGGAAAUACCAACCAGUUCUAUUUUGAUCCAGAAGGAUAUGUCGGCCAGUGUCAGGACAUGUCACAGUGGGUCACAGAAGAUUUGUGUCCGUCUGAAGAUAACGACAUUACAGGUUUCUACGAAAACUGCUCAUAUUCUAGUGCAGUAAAUGAAGUUAAAACGGAUACAGCCAUCAGCAGCGUUGUGUUUCCCGAUGACUUGAUGGGGCGAGCAAGACCAAGGAGCAAGAAAAAAGACACCGGUUCCAAGAAAAAGUCUAAGGAAAAAAAAGAGAAGAAAUCCAAGAUCAAGGAAAACAGUAGAUCCGGGCAUGUUUCUCUUGUAGCUGAAACAGAGUCGAUUCUGCAAAAACUUGCUUAUUUCCAAAACGAGGCACAUCUCGAAGAGUCAAAGGAAGUUUUGGAAGAGAAAAGGAGGGAGCUGCGAGAUGCCGAGAAUCUUCUCUAUUUCAGGGCAAUGGCGCGAGAUGGAGGGUGGAGACCCACACUAGAACCCUUGCCCAAUCCCCACGGGAUGACAUCAGUGAAGCACUCUCGGUUGACCGGCUUUGGAACAACAAAAGAUUUCUGCAAACCAAGUGAUAUUGAUAGCAGCAUAUUUAUGGGAGGCAACCGACGGAAUGUCAGUGCUAUACCUAAUGACCCCGGAAACUACAUCAGUGAAGCCGAGGCUGAGGAAAAUAUGAUGUUCUUCAAAUAUGUCGCCAGAAACAGAUCAUUCUUCAAAUUCAAAGAAAGAGAUUAAUUAUUGUUCAUAGAAUUGUUUCAUCUGAA
This is a messenger RNA of Saccostrea echinata, 2481 nucleotides long. RefSeq lists its product as uncharacterized. The transcript has 4 exons. The record is from RefSeq and is a predicted model, not a curated record. The coding region runs from base 5 to 2452 and encodes 815 amino acids. Lineage: Eukaryota; Metazoa; Mollusca; Bivalvia; Ostreida; Ostreidae.